GAUCGAAUCGAAUCGAAUCGAAUCAAAUUAAGCUAGGUAUAAAUCGGAAUCGGAGCGGAAUGAGCCAUAACAACGUGAUCUGCACGAUCUGUUCGGAGCGGUAUCGCACCUCGGACAACAUACACGCCGGCAGAUGUGGACACGCGUUCCACGAGGAGUGCCUGGACCGCUGGAGGAAGCAAUCAAGAACUUGCCCCAUCUGCCGCUGCCAGGAUGCCGUGUACUUUCAGCUUUAUCUGGACUUCGAGGAGUCCCCGGAAAGUGCAUCGGCACGGGGUGGCAGUGGGGGCGGCCAUAAUCGGAGUCAAGGUCAGAGCGCCUGCAGUCGCAGCAGCAGCAGCAGCAGCAGCAGCGGCAGCAGCAACAACAACAUCAACAACAACAACAGCAGUAUCAGCAGCAGCGAUUAUAUGGGAAUUAUGAGGGAGUACGAAAAUCUGCUUUACGAGACGGGUUUGUUCCAAGAAGAGAUCAAAUAUCUUAACCAGCGGAUCGAGGCCCUUACUGUCGGCAAUCCUGAACUCGGCAAUCUGCAUGGAGAGUCGGAUUCGGAUGUUGAUUAAUAGCCGUAAACAAACAAACGAAAGAGUCGCCGUAAACAUUUGCUUAUCGUACUAUUCGCCAGGAAACCAGAUCUUUAUCCAAUCGAAACUGAAUCUCAUCUCAAGUCAUUGGAAAACAGACAAGCAAAACUUAAAAGGCUUAGCAAAACAAAAGAAUAACAAGAACAAUAUAUAUCGAUACAGCAGGGACAGCGUUAGCAAAUUCAUAAUACAUAUAUUAUACCAAACAAUAUAAUAAGAUAAGAAGCCCAAACAAAUAAAUGGUUUACGACUGAAUCGCUGAAUCAA
Drosophila santomea is the source of this 851-nucleotide messenger RNA. RefSeq names its product E3 ubiquitin-protein ligase RLIM. The transcript has 2 exons. Gene Ontology annotation, biological process: protein ubiquitination. The record is from RefSeq and is a predicted model, not a curated record. Gene Ontology annotation, molecular function: ubiquitin protein ligase activity. The coding region runs from base 60 to 563 and encodes 167 amino acids. NCBI's taxonomy places the organism in Eukaryota, Metazoa, Arthropoda, Insecta, Diptera, Drosophilidae.